Messenger RNA from Brassicogethes aeneus, 982 nucleotides. NCBI's taxonomy places the organism in Eukaryota, Metazoa, Arthropoda, Insecta, Coleoptera, Nitidulidae. The record is from the annotation of a GenBank genome assembly.
GGUUCGACCAACAAGUCAGUCAGUUAGUUGAAAGGGUUCAAGUAAGAAGUAAAAAUUAAAAAUGGAUUUUGUCAAAAACUUAAAGAAUUUAAGUGUGGAUGAAAGAAGGAAUUUUUUGGAUUCUUUUGAUGAAGUUUUUUGUGAUUGCGAUGGCGUGAUUUGGUACACCACUGAUGUUAUAAAGGGCGCAGCUCACGCAGUUCAAAAACUGCGCGACGCAGGAAAAAAAGUGCGCUUUAUUUCGAACAAUUGCAUCUACACGUACGAAUUAUUCCACGAAAGACUGGAGAAAUGCAAAUUUGGAAGCGAAAAAGACAGUUUCGUUUUCCCAACUAUGGCUAUGAUAGACUACUUGAAAAGUGUGAAUUUCAACAAAGAAAUUUUUAUGUUGGCCAGUCUAUCGAUGAGAUCAGAGAUUAAGAGGGCUGGAUUCAAAUUGGCUGCCAAUGGGCCUGAUAAAAUCACAGCCACUGUAUCAGGUCUAAAAGCAGAGCUAAAGGACAAUUCUAAUGUAGGUGCUGUUAUAGUUGAUAUAGACGUAAAUGUUAACUAUAUAAAUAUAAUGUUAGCUGCAUUAUAUUUAAAAAGAAACGAUGUUUUACUUUUAAUGGGAGCAGAAGAUAAAAUAUUGCCAUUUUCGGAGGAAACUCGAGUCAUAGGUCCAUAUUACUUCCAAAAAAUGAUCGCCGAUAUAACAAAUGUGGAACCCCUAUACUUUGCCAAACCAGGCCAUCUUAUGUCAGAUUUCAUAAACAAAAAAUACCAAAUUAAUAACCCGAAACGAGUUCUUUUUAUUGGCGACCAACUCGAGCAAGACAUAAAAUUCGCCGAGGCGAACGGUUUUCAAAAAUUACUCGUCUUGACAGGCACCACGAGAAAAGAAAAAUUGGAGAAAAACGACUUUGCUGACGAGCAAAAACCGGACUAUUAUUUAGACAGCAUAGCAUCGUUGGUGGACAUCAUAGACAGUGUUAAGAAAUAA